AAAACGGCCGACUGGCCCAAAAUGGACGGUAAUGGGCACUGGACGGGAGCUUAACCCAAAUAUUUCACCCAUCCAUUCAAACUUUUGGCCUAAACAAAUGCCGCGAAACCCAUGGAGAGAAGAGAAUAACCCAGAUUUGAUUUUGGUCUCCCGCGAAACAAAAUCCCCAAAUCUUUAAUCACGACCUUCCUUCUCUCGCUGACCAUGGACGCCACCCCCAUCUCCGCCCACCAUUGACGCCGCCCUUCUCUCUCCUGUUCGCUCCCUCUGUAAACACCGUUUCCACACCACCACCCGAGCCAGCGACCACCAGUGUCGCCACCCACGAACGAAACUGAUAGCAGCAGAAAUCUAAAACUUCUGUAGGGUAGAACAACAGCAAAUUGAAAAAGGGUUACACGAAAUAUGUCGUCAUUUGUCACUUUUGUUUGGAACUAGAUGUUGAGCAUGUUGUGAUGGGUGUUGGACUUUCACUUCUCUUUGUCAUGGAUUCUAGUUACCUCUUGGUUUACAAUCUGCUUGUACAGAAGCUCUGUAUAAUUGAUCAUUAGAAGCCUGUUGAGCAGAUAGAGAGGACAGUGGAGAUGGAGAUGGAGACGAAGCAGCCACAGCCACAUUGCGGAGGAGCACAAGCAGUUUUAAACAUCCAACCCACUACAUCGGUCUCUCUAGCAUAUCAUCCUCUCUUUGGUCCUCAUGACGAUCUGAUUCUCCUCGAGCUGGAUGAGAAGCUUCUCCCAGAUGUCCUCCAAGAUAGAGUGACCUUGAGAGGACAACCCGAUGAAGAUGCAGUUCUUUGUACUCGGUCAAAAACUUAUGCCAUCAAGUUUGUAGGAACUUCAAACUCUGUUUUACUUAUACCCCCUUUGGAUCAAUCUGUAUCGUGUGGAGAUACAGAAGAUUAUGACAAGAAAUUGAUUGCACCAGUCUUCAAAGUGGCACCUGGCGUCAUGGAACUUGUUGAGGUGGCUCCCAGAAUUGACAAGCUUAAAACGCUUCUCUCUGAGCAUCCUUACCCAUUUGAUGAGGUGUCAGUAAUGGAGGAGCCAAAUGAAAUGGAAAAUAGUAAUAGAGGGUUUUACAGUUGGGAAGAUCUGAUUGACAAGGUACAAGCUAGCGACGAAGAACUGAGGUCUGGACUACACUCUCUUUCAGCAGUUGAAAUUGGCGGAUAUUGGAGAAUCGUGGAUGAUAACUACAUGGACGGGAUUCUAAAUAUGCUUUUGCACAAUUCAGUGUUGAACGAUUGGUCCCUGAAUGCACUCAAUGAAAGUGAUGUUGUUAUUGUGCUUCAAUCAGAUGGGUUUCCUCGUGAAAUAGCACAUCAUUGUUUGCAAGUUUACUGCUCUAAAGUGAAUGAGGGUGUGAUGAGGUUAGAUGAGAAGCGUGUUUGUGUGCAUUUUGCAAGAAGGAUAUUGAGAGGACGGAAAAUGAGGAUGGAUAAUUUCAUGGUGGAGUGGACACGGAAGAUUCCAGAUGGGAUGCAGGCCAGUUUCGACACGUUGGAAGGGGAAGUUUUGACUGAGAAACUUGGGAUUGAGACUUGGGUUUAUGCCUUUAGCGUCUCUUCUCUUCCCUCUGCCCCUACUGAGCGAUUCUCAAUGCUCUUUCGAGAGCGACCGAAAUGGGAGUGGAAAGACCUUCAGCCUUACAUUAGGGAUCUAAGCGUGCCAGGUUUGUCUUCUGAGGGUUUACUACUCAAGUAUACACGAAGAACACAGCCAACCGCGGAUGCAGAACCGGUUUUCAGUGCAAGAUAGCCUCGACAGCAUUUCCCAUCUUUUUUACAUCAAGUUUUAUUUGCAUUGACGUGACGUGAAUCCAAGACCAAUUUUGGUACGUACUACGAGAUAGAGGCUACAAAAAGGAUACAAAAUCCUUGCUGGCAUUUCUGUUAUGGGUCCCAGGGCUAGGGUACGUAGCAAAAUUGAUUAAAAAAUAAUGAAAUGGUUAAUGAGGAUGUUUGACAUCUUUUUAAGAGCAUCAAGAAUAAUAGUAUCUUUGUUGUCGAACUCCACAGUUGUCUUCAGAGCAGAUGUUUAACUGUUAGGUAGUGUGGCCUCAGGACAUGUAUAUUUUAAGUGUUUAUCUCAUGUGACAGAAACUAGGAUUCACUUGUUUGUGUUAGACUCUGGGCCAUUUGUUUGGAUCUUCGGUUUGGACUUGGACAUGAAUGAGAUGAAUCUGGGCAGUGCUCUUAAUUUUC
Rhododendron vialii is the source of this 2206-nucleotide messenger RNA. RefSeq lists its product as uncharacterized. Gene Ontology annotation, biological process: maintenance of mitotic sister chromatid cohesion; mitotic sister chromatid cohesion. The coding region runs from base 585 to 1760 and encodes 391 amino acids. Gene Ontology annotation, cellular component: chromosome, centromeric region; Ctf18 RFC-like complex; nucleus. The record is from RefSeq and is a predicted model, not a curated record. The transcript has 4 exons. NCBI's taxonomy places the organism in Eukaryota, Viridiplantae, Streptophyta, Magnoliopsida, Ericales, Ericaceae.